Molecule: messenger RNA, 2139 nt
Organism: Somion occarium
Lineage: Eukaryota; Fungi; Basidiomycota; Agaricomycetes; Polyporales; Cerrenaceae
Source: the annotation of a GenBank genome assembly
AAACCAUACAUGCAUCGUAACUACUCAACGUACUCAACAACUCAUGACGUUCAUUCCAAGAACAUACGGGCUCCUUGCACUGUCAUAGCUACACCUCUGCGUAAAUCCAGCACUGAGUGAUUCAGCGUCAGAUACGAGUCAUUGGAUGUCGAAACAGCUACUCCGUCCGCGAUUUACCCCAGAACCUUGGAAUGGAGAUGAUCAGUCUUCUCCACGUCCCCUCGUCUCCUCAACGGAUGACGAAGUGAGCGCAUGGGCACGCCUUUGGUCUGUUUAUCCUCUAUGUUACGUUUCCAGUCUCAGUCCUCGGUCGAUAGAGAAGAAUAAAGAGCCUACUCCGUGGAUACCCCUCAUAAGAUGCUCUGCAGAUUUUCCUAUGGAGCUUUUUGAAAUCGCUAUUUCUCAGUUGAUCCAUCAUCCCGAGUAUAACUCGACGCUCAUUCUUCGCUCUGAAGUGGUUUCGGAUAGCGAAUCAAAAUAUCCUCCCUCCGUGCCAAGGCUGCAUGGGUUGCGUUCAACGCGCACCAUUCACAGAAAACUACUUCCACGUAGACCUGGACGUGAUUCCGGACUCGAGCAACACUGUACAUUGUAUGCGGCCCUAAAGAGACGAGGCAAACCCGAACCUGUCCCUUCUGUUCUAGUUUUGACUCCAAUCGUUGAAACCGGCUCAGAACUGCCUUAUUACCAUCCAAAGGUCUCCCACUUGGCCUUUCGGUACAUUCCUACAGAUGUCGAAGCUUCUAAUGGCAUACUUCAAGUGGAAGUUGUACCUCUGACUGACACACCAACGGAUGUCAACUCGAGGCUCUACCGCACCUGCCUUGCACUUCUGGAGACGCUGCAUCGGUAUGGCUGGGGAGCCAUGACCAAUUACAAGAAGAGGGUCAUCCAUGACUGCAUUGUACCGAGAGAACCUUAUCAAGACCUUUACCUUGUCAUGCGUGAACGUCAUAAACAUCUGGUCGAUACAUGGCAGGAAAGUACAGAUCCUCUGAAACAUGUCUUCGAAGACAUAGGUAUUGCAACAUAUCUGAUGCUCCUUUGGAAAGAUAUGUAUGCCCCUCAGACCUCAUGGAGAAGAAUAUGGACCAAUCCCUUGGAAACCGCAAUAUGGUUUCUCCGGGACCUAUGGGGACCGUGGACAAGCGUCAUAUUUCGAAGGUUUCCAUCUCAUAUGACGGAAGGUCUUCAGAACGAACCCUGGAAACGUUGGCCUCGUCCUCCUACUGGAUUUCUUGACCUUGGCUGUGGUAAUGGGCUCUUGACGCAUAUAUUGACCGCAGAAGGUUACGAUGGACAUGGCAUUGACCUUCGUGCACGGAUGUCAUGGUCGCACUACCCUGAGUCCACCCAAGCCAAGUUGCAUGUCGAAGCACUUGAUCCCACUACCCUAAGCUCUAACGACCCCUCAUCGAAUGGCAGUUACCUCAAGCCUGGUGUCUUCAUUAUUGGCAAUCAUGCCGACGAACUUACGCCCUGGGUUCCAGUUCUCUCUACGCUGUGUAACGCGUCGGGUUUCCUGAAUAUCCCAUGUUGUCCUUGGACGUUCGAUGCCAAGUAUGAGCGAUCGAGCACGCCAAACUUCUCAACAGACUUGUCUCCAACAGAAUUUGCUGGUUUGUUGAAACUUGGAGGCGAUGGAAGCAAUAGCAGCGCGUACUCAAUGUAUCGUAUCUGGUUGGGUACUUUGACGUACCACUGUGGAUGGAAGGUUGAGAGUGAGACGUUACGGAUUCCCAGUACCCGAAAUUGGGCUCUUGUCGGCCGUGAGCGCGGAAAGGACACUGCUGCCGCUAGAACACACGUAGAAGAAAUCAUCGAAGGAGUCCAGGAACGCGGUAUAUUCAAAACUAGACGACCAGAAGGCAAAGCUGGUGAUCAUUAACAUACAUCCGUUACUUUGUGGUAGAGGAACCGAGCGUGUGGAUGUAAGUAUCACCUGGGUUUGCGAAUGACCCAAGGCUCUCUUGGCUUAGUUCGCCGUAGAGAUGGGAGAGACCUCUUGACCUGAGUCCACAUUGUGUUCAUAGAUGGGUCCCAAGCGUAUGCUUCAAAAUGACGAAGCAUGGGGAACAAUCCUCUGAUGCGGCUUCCUACCCUCUCCGGAUCGUCUAUGCCUACGUUCCCAAGUAAGGU